This is a messenger RNA of Lutra lutra (Eurasian river otter), 4507 nucleotides long. RefSeq names its product meiosis specific with OB-fold (gene MEIOB). Bases 338 to 1753 code for a protein of 471 amino acids. Gene Ontology annotation, biological process: resolution of meiotic recombination intermediates. Lineage: Eukaryota; Metazoa; Chordata; Mammalia; Carnivora; Mustelidae. The record is from RefSeq and is a predicted model, not a curated record. The transcript has 14 exons. Gene Ontology annotation, molecular function: single-stranded DNA 3'-5' DNA exonuclease activity; single-stranded DNA binding.
CCCGGGCGGCGCGUUCUGUGAGGCGCGGGCGCGCGAGGGGGACUGCGGCGCUGGCGGUGCGGGUCGAGUUGGGAAGCCGGUCACGCGGCUGUCCUUUCCCUUGCUGCCGUCUCGGGGCGCGGCGUCCCGAAGUGGGGUUCGCCCCCGGCGCGCGGGGACGCCCGGGUCCGCGGGGGCAGGCCACGAGGGGUGUGGCCGGCGGGGCCGGUGUGCGGCAGGGACCGCCGCGGUCGAGCGCACGGAGGCGGCUCCGCCAGAACGGCGGACAACCGGCGGGUGCUCCCCGCGGGCCGAGCAGGGCCGGGCCGGGAGCCGAGGAGCGCGCGCAGAUAAAAGAAUGGCAAACUCCUUUGCAUCAAAGACCUUCACCACACUUUCAGAUCUGCAUCCAAAUAUGGCUAAUCUGAAAAUAAUUGGUAUAGUUAUUGGGAAAACAGAUGUCAAAGGCUUUCCAGACAGAAAAAAUAUCGGAUCAGAGAGAUACACUUUCAGUUUCACCAUUCGGGACUCACCAACGCAUUUUGUCAAUGUGACAUCCUGGGGCAGCGAAGGUUACAUCAGGUCACUUUCUGACAGCUUUAGGGUUGGAGAGUGCGUGAUCAUCGAAAAUCCCCUGAUUCAAAGAAAGGAAUUAGAAAGAGAAGAAAAAUUCAGCCCUGCAACUCCCAGCAGCUGUAAGCUAUUGCUCAGUGAGAAUCACUCUACAGUAAAAGUUUGUUCCAGUUAUCAAGUGGACACCAAGCUCCUUGCUUUGAUAUACUUACCUGUCAAAGAGUCUCAUGAUUUUUAUUCAUUGGGUGACAUUGUUGCAAAUGGAUGCAGUCUGGAUGGGAGGAUUAUUAACGUGCUUGCAGCAGUGCGGUCGGUUGGAGAGCCAAAACACUUUACAACUUCAGACCGGAGGAAAGGCCAGAGGUGUGAGGUGAAGCUCUAUGAUGAGACAGAGUCUUCUUUUGCAAUGAUAUGUUGGGAUAAUGAAUCUAUCCUGGUUGCACAGAGCUGGGUGCCGCGAGACACAGUGAUAUUUGCCUCAGAUGUAAGAAUAAGUUUUGACAAAUUUCGGAACUGCAUGACGGCAACUGUAAUCUCAAAAACCAUUAUUACGACUAAUCCAGAUACCCCAGAAGCUAACAUCCUGUUGAAUUUUAUAAGAGAAAAUAAAGAAACAAAUCCUCUGGAUGCUGAGAUGGACAGUUACUUGAGAGAAUCCGUAGAUUUAAAUACAAUAGUUGAUGUCUACACAGUUGAGCAAUUAAAAGUAAAAGCUUCGAAGAAUGAAGGGAAGGCUGACCCUUUCUAUGGAAUUCUUUAUGCUUACAUUUCUACGCUGAAUAUUGAUGAUGACGCCACGACAGUAGUUCGACACCAAUGCUCAGGCUGUGGUUAUGUUGUAAAUGAAGCAUCCAGCACUUGUACUGCUUGCAACAAAAAUUCUUUGGAAUUUCGGUCUGUUUUUCUCAGCUUCCACUUGCUGAUUGACCUCACGGACCACACAGGUACCCUCCAGGCCUGCAGUCUCACGGGACGGGUUGCUGAGGAGACGUUAGGCUGCACCGUAAAUGAGUUUCUUGCAAUGACGGAUGAACAGAAAACAGCACUGAAGUGGCAAUUUCUUCUGGAAAGAAGCAAAAUUUAUUUAAAAUUUUUUUUAUCACACAGAGCAAGGGGCGGAUUGAGAAUUAGUGUGCUCUCAUGUAAGCUGGCAGACCCUGUUGAGGCAAGUAGGAGCUUGUCUGGGCAAGGAAAAAUUUAAAACAAGAUACUUCAAACUCUGGACAAGAAUAUGAGUUUCCAUUUUCUUGAGAGUGGAAAAUGAGUUUGAAAACUAUGGAUAAAAUUGUAUUUUGUUCAAAGGUGGUAAAAAUGUUUCUAUAAAUUGUUAUUAUGUAUCCUUCCGGAGCUGGUUAGGGGUAAGUCUUAAAAUCUCUCAUCCACCCCAGCUCCUUUCUUAGAAGGCCUUUUGGCUGAUUUUGCCCUCUCUUCCCAAGUUGGAAAAUGUGUGUGGGAAUUAAUAAACACGUUAACCCCACAGAUAUCAGUGAUUUCUUAAGCCCAUUUACUCUUUGUCUUUAUUUUCCUGGGGAAAGAUCAGAACCUCCUAAAAUGACCUUUCUGGAGCUUGGUGGUGGCUGAGACUGCCUUCCAGGAACUGCUGGGACACAGGCAAGGGCUUCUUGGUGGCUCAGGGUGGGAACAGCGGAAGCCCAAGGCUGCAGGCAGUGCUGGGCAGCAGCUUUGAACCCUGAACAGCUUCUCUGAGCCUUGCCUUCUCUGAUGACACAUGCGGCCGCCCAGCGCUUGUGAAGACUGGCUGCCAUAGGGGUGACAGGGGUGAGAUGUGUGAGUCUGAAUCACCUGGGAGGAGACCAGCCUCAAAAGAUCUCGGAGUGGCGCCAGUCUGGGACCUGGAAGGGCAGGGCUGCUCCGACAGGACGCCGGCCCCAGCCUCCCCGCGCUGCACUGGUCCUGGCUGUAUGCCGGAGCACCGUGCUCAGCCCCACACUGUUCCGAGUCACUGGCUGCAGGACACGGGUUUACCAGCAGUCACUGCUGGCCCACAGUCUGGCAGGUUUGGCGUUUCCAGCACCCACCAAAGGAGAAAAGAACAAAAAGUAAGUAUCUGAAACUCUUUCUCACAAAGCUGGUGCUGGGAGAUAAACGUGUCAGCAGUGUUGUCUCUGGCUUUUACCAUCGGCAGCCGUGUCAGAGGGCAUGAGUGGACCCUAGUGUGUCUGGACUGUGGUAAUGAGUGAGGCAAGGCAGGACUUGACCUACGUGUGCAGAUGGGGGUGCGCCCCAUGAAGAGCUUCCUUUCCCCUUCCCCUGGGGCAGGGUAUGCGUGUGCUAAGCAAGGUGACUCCAGAAGAGAAGGAAGGUGGCAGAGUGGUGGAGCGGGAGGGUUCGGGCUGCAGAGGAGAGAGAAGUGGGGGCCUGCCGGGUCGUCACAUUCACACUCUCUGCUGAUUAAGCAAGAGCGGGUGUCCAAGAGCAGAGGAGACCAGGGAGGACACCUGGCCCGGGCGGUGUGUGUCAGGAAUGGCUCUGCCAGACCUCCUGGUGCCCUGACCUCUGCCAGCGGGUCCCAAAGCACCAAUGCCUGGACCACAGGUGUUGGUACCAGCUGUGUGGGCUCCUGCCAUCUCGGGGCCUCUGUUGCCCGAUGGCCUCAGCAGCAUAAUACAGAUGCCUAAUAUAGGCAUUCUCAAAUUAGGCUUUUAUGUCAUACCCAGUGUUCCCCAGCCACAGCUAUGGGCUCUAGCAGUGCCGUGGAGGGCUCUGAACAGCCUCUUCACUGCUACCUUGGUGACCUCUCAGUCCACCAGCAUUUAACCAAGGAAACCCCAUGCGCGUACCUGGAGGGGCCCCCCCGAUUGCUGAUUUCAUCUGAUACCAUAGGAUUCUACAGGGCUAGGUGUCAGGCCACACUGAAUCAAAGGGGCUUCCCAAGAUUAACUCACACAUUUAUGAAAUGAAGAUGACAAAUUUUGGUUGAUUUCUAAAAUCUGGCUGUAGAUUAGCCAGAAUUCACGCACUCAGAGGCAUAAAGAAAGAAGCAUCCCACUCCAUCACUACAAACCGCGCGAGUUCCUGUCCAGCAGCUCCGCUUGCCGCUGCCCUCCAGGAGCUGCUUUUCCUGUCCUGGCGUCUUCCCGUCUGCAAGUUUGCUUUGCGCCAUGUAAAUAGUGUGCUGACUGGACGAUUCUUCCUAAUCUGCUCGUGGUUGCUUUCGGUAAGGUUCUCCUUUCCUAAUUUUGCUGUGCACGUGGCAGAAUAUGUGAUACGCUUCACAUAAAAUUGAUCAUUUUACCAUUUUUAGGUGUACAAUUGAACGGCCUUAAAUACAUUCACAGUGUUGUGCGACCAUCACCACAUCCAUCUCCAGAACUUUUUCAUCUUCCCAAACUGACACUCUGUCCCCGUUAGACAAUCGCUCUCUAUUUCCGCUUCUCCAGCCUCUGCUAACCUCUGAGCUGCUUCAUGUCCAUGAGCUUGACGACUCUGGGUACUUCAUGUGAGACAUGACCUUCUGUGGUGGCUUCUUUCUCUGGCAUGACGUGUUUGAGGUCCACCCAUGUCACAGCAGCUGUCAGUGCAUCCUUGUGGUUGAGGACUUUCCUGCCGUAUGGACAAACACUUUGUUCACCCACUCUUCUGUCUCUGGACCUCUGGGCUGUCUUCACCUUUUGGCUAUUGUGAUUGGCCAAUUACAGCUACUGUGAGCCUGUGCUUAUAAGUGCCCUCAAUUUUGUGUGUCUUUCCUGUCAUAUGUAUUCAUCUUUCUUUGUUAAAACGUACAAUUUGCAAGUGCAGGACACUCUAUAUCUGUUUACGCUUAAUACUUUGUCAUAAACCUUUUUACAUGAUUCAAUAUUUGAGCCAGCUUUAAUGGCUAUAUAUCAUUUCAUUCAUUAUAUAAAUGUAGGGUAGUGAAUGUAAUCGAUCCAAUGCUGUUAGACAUUUAAGAUGUUCCCCAUUUGUUACUAUUGGAAAUGACAGCUGUAGCUGA